Molecule: messenger RNA, 3426 nt
Organism: Cryptosporidium muris RN66
Lineage: Eukaryota; Apicomplexa; Conoidasida; Eucoccidiorida; Cryptosporidiidae
Exons: 1
Coding region: 1-3426 (1141 amino acids)
Source: RefSeq, a predicted model, not a curated record
AUGUUUAAUUUAUGGUCUAUUGGACGUUUUCCAUGUAUAAGUAAUGCACAGAUAUCUACUAGUAUUAAUAAUUUUGGUUACUAUGCUUAUAGUAUAAAUACAAAGAUUAUUAUUAUAGAUUUAAAUUUAAUGAUUGAUGGAAAUAAUGAUAAUAUUUUAUUUGGUUCAAAUACUUGGAAUCGUUUUAAUUUUGAAAUUCCAAAAAUAAAUAAUAUAAUAUGGAAAAUAAAUGAAAAUAAUAGUAAUAGUAAUAUAAUUAAUAAUAUAGAUAUUUACUCAAAUAUAAAAAUAGUUAAUAAAUCAUUAUAUAUUGAGAAUUUAUCUUGGGGUCCUUAUAUUAAUUAUAAAUGGUCUUGUUUAUUUACAUGUAUUAAUAAUGGAAUAGUUUAUAUAUGGUUAUUACCUAUAUUAGAUUCAUUUUCUUUAGCUAUAUAUAAUCCUUCACCAUCAUUUAAUCUUAUUGAUAUAUUAAGAUAUAAUUAUAUUGAAGAUAAAGAAUAUAAAAUAAGAUCUUAUGAUUGGUUAUAUAAUAAUUAUUUGGAAGAUAAAAAGUGUUUACUUAUAUCAUUUUGUAAUAAAUAUUUAUUAAAUACAGAUAAUCCAAUAUUAAAAGUUCCUAUAUUAUCAAUGCAAUCAAAUAUUGGAGAUAAAAUGAAUUUAUAUAUUGUAACAUCAUGUUGGGAUGAUUAUAUAAUUUUAUAUAUAAUAUAUAUUCCUAAAGAAUUUUCAAAAGAAAAUUACAUAGAUAAAUUUACAAAUAAUUUUGAAGAUAAUUUAAUUAAACAAGAUGAAUAUAUAUAUUCUAUUUUACCAGAUAAACCUUUAAUUAUUUGUAAUGCAGUAUUAAUUUAUAAAUUACCAAAGGUAAUCAAUAAUAAAUUUAUAAAUAUAAAUGAUAAUAUGGAUGAGAUAGUAACUACUUCAUAUACUUCAUCAUUUAAUUCAGAAUAUAAAUUUGAAGUUAUUAUAGGAACUUCUAUAGGACGUCUUUUAUUAUUUAGAUUUAAACUUGAUAUAACAAAUUUAUCUAUUAUAUGUAUUGAAUAUAGAUGUAUAUAUGAGUUAUUUCCUAAGAUUCCAAUUUCUCAUAUGAAGAUUGUGAUAAUAGGUAAUAAUAAUUUAUAUUAUAAUAUUAAAGAUGAUGAUUUGUUAUUAUUAUGGUGUAUUGGAAUAGGUAAUAAUGUUAUAAUAGGGAAUUCUAUAAUAUCAUAUAAUAAUUUAGAAACUUCAAUUGAAUAUUCUUCUGUUAAUAAAUUGAAUUUAAAUAAUAAAUUAGAUAUUUUAAUACAUAAUUGUCCAAUUUGUGGAAUUCAUUAUAUUGAUGAUAUAAUAAUAGAUGAUAAAUUAAUAUAUUCUUUUAUUACAAUUGAUAAAUCUGGAAUUGGGAUUUUACAUAGACCAUCAAUAAAAGAAAAAGGAAGAUGGGAUCAAAUUAAAAUAUUAUACCCAAAUAAGAUAUUUCAAGCAUCUUCAUCAUUUCCAAAUAUUGAUCAAUCAAUAUAUACAAAUGAAUCUUCAGAAAUAUUGGAGAAUAGAAAUAAAGAUUUGUCUAAAAAGCUCGAAAAUAUUCAAAGUAUACCAAAUAGUAUACAGAUAAAUAGGAAUGCAAAUGAUUAUAAAGUAAUUAGUUUUAAUACACCUUUAUCAUAUCCUGGGAAUAAUUUAUAUAAUAAUAUUAAUUAUUCAUAUUUUAUUAUUAUGUUAUAUUCAUCUUCUACUCAUACAAUUCGAUUAAUAUUAAUGUUUAAUCCAAUAUCAGCUAUUGAUUAUAUAAAUAAACGAUUAGUUUUAAAUCUUCAACAAACUUAUAAUAGUGGUUUUAAAGAAAUAUAUAAUUAUGUUAAAUUUUGUAAAGAUUUUAGAAAUAUUUGUUUUUUUGAUUAUUUAAUACAAUCAAUAUCACAACCUUUAAUUUUGAAUGAUAUUCGUCUUAUUUUGGGAGGUCCAACAACUAUUAAAGGAAUACCACAAAUAGAAGAAGUAAAUAAUAAUAAUAAUAAUAAUAAUAAUAAUAAUAAUAAUAAUAAUAAUAAUAAACAAUAUAAUGAUUUAUUGAAUAAAUUUAAUAUCAAAUUAAAACCUUUUUCAGCUUUUAAUUUUAAACUUGGUAAGAUCUUGUUAUUAAAAAUAAAGGAUAAAUUAAAUAAUAAUAUAGAAACUAAAUAUAAAUCUAAUAAAGAAUUUAAUGAUAAUAAUAAUGAUAGUGAUGAAGAUAUUUUAACCUUAUAUUUAUCAAUAUUUAGAGAAUUUAUACCAGAAAAUAUAAUUCAAGAUGCAUUAGAAUUUAAUUUAAUUCAUGAAUAUUUUCCAGAUAUACUUUCAGAAAGUUAUAUUAGAACUACAUUAGCAAAUUUAUUAUUAUUAUUAUUUUGUUAUAUUCAUGAAUUAGAAAUUUUUACUCCUAAAAAUCUCCAAUAUACUAAUUUAAACUACGGUAUGAAUCAUUUUAAAAAACUUAUUGAAUAUGUAUUAAAAUUUUAUGUGAUUAAUAAUUUUACGGAAAUAAAAGGUAAUAAUAAUAAUAAUAUGGAUAUAGUAAAUAAUAUUGAAUUUAUAAUUUCUUAUUUUAAAUUUCUUUAUUUUAUUCGAUUAAUUACUUCUUAUAGAUGUCUUAUUACAUUCCUUUAUUCAAGAUAUAUAGAAUUAUUUAAUGAUGAUAUUAUUCAACGUGAAGAAGAUAUUGCUAAUUAUCUUGUACAAUUAAAGACAUUUUCUUUAUUAUAUAUUAAUAAAAUUAAUGAACUUUAUGGGGAUAAAAUUCAAAAUAUAUUAGAUAAUUAUAUAAAAGAUAUUCAUUCUUCUGAGAAUAUAUAUAAUGAAGUGAAGAAAUCAAAAAUUAUUGGUCAAUUAAUGAAUAAUAUUGAAAUAAUAAAUUCUAAUAACGUUUCCAAUCCAAAUAAUUAUUUUUUGAAUAAAAAAUUAAAUUUAAAUUAUAUAUGGGGAUUUGUCAAAAAUUUACAAGAUAUAAAGAUUAAUAUUAAUAAUUUAUAUGAUAAUAUAACGAAAACUGAUUGUAUAUUAAUAAGUAAACCACCAUAUACAAUAUAUAAAUGUUUUAGAAAUUAUUCAAAUAUAGUAAAAGAUCCUGUAAUUAAUAAUAAUAUAUAUAAUAAUAGUGAUAUAAUAGUUAACCAACAAGAUGAUGAUAAAGAAUUAUUAAAGAAUCAUUAUAAUUGUAUUAAUAAUAUCCCAGCAUGUCCAAUUACAUUGCUCCCUGUUGAAAUAUUAGAAGAUGUUCAAAUACUUUCAUGUAAUUUUUGUGGUAGGAUUACAUAUGUGAAAUCUUCCACGAGAAAACCGCCAAUGCAUGCAAUACCACAUGAAAUUGAAGAAAUAAGAAAAAGAUCUUUUUUAGAAAAUUAUGUAAUGCAAACAUAUCUAGUAUGUAGUAUAUGUUUAAAUAUUACAGUAUUUAUUCAGAUAUAA